Corythoichthys intestinalis (scribbled pipefish) is the source of this 5724-nucleotide messenger RNA. Its product is annotated as zinc finger protein 135. The coding region runs from base 282 to 4412 and encodes 1376 amino acids. The transcript is spliced from 2 exons. Gene Ontology annotation, biological process: regulation of transcription by RNA polymerase II. The record is from RefSeq and is a predicted model, not a curated record. Lineage: Eukaryota; Metazoa; Chordata; Actinopteri; Syngnathiformes; Syngnathidae. Gene Ontology annotation, cellular component: nucleus. Gene Ontology annotation, molecular function: RNA polymerase II cis-regulatory region sequence-specific DNA binding; DNA-binding transcription activator activity, RNA polymerase II-specific.
CUCAACAAAACCGACGAAGAAGAACUCACUUCCGGAGAAGGAUGAAUUUUCGCCUGACUGCACGAGUCAGUCUUGUCCUUUAACGUUUUCCCAUUGUCUCCGGGUAAAACGUUUCUAACAAUCGAUUUUUUUUUAAUUUACAAUGGAAUCGACAAACGCUUGUUGUGUUUUACCCUCUUAGUCCUGUGUCCUUAUCGUCUCACAAGUUUAUAUGCUGUCGCCGCUCGGCCAACCAGCGCUAUCCUAAUCAAGCUAGCGCUAACAAAACAGUCGCGCCAAAGAUGGACCAAGUUCCAGCCGUUGAGAUGGAAGACGUCCGGGCGGAGGAGCAGUCCACCGCCACAGAUGUAACAUUGGCAAACAGCGAUGAGCCGCCGGCAGAGGACAACGAAGACAGCAAGUGCCCGACCUCCAGUCAAGAUACUGAGCUGUUCUCUUGCCAAUAUUGCGGAGAAGCUUUUGCCGAGGAGGAGGCCUACUUGAGUCAUCGCCACCAGCACCCCGAUGGAAAGUGCACUAUGUAUUUGGAGCCAAUGGACGAUUCAGAUGAGGCUGUCAAAGAUGAGGAAAGUGCUAAUUCCUGCCAAUUAUGCACAGUGUCAUUUGAUGAUAUGAAUGAAUUCAGAUCCCACAUGGAAACUCACUGUGCUCUAUCUUCUGACACCAAUCAGAUUUCUGGGUCCAUAAAGCAGAACUCCUAUGAAUGCCCUGAUUGUGGGAAAAAGUAUUCCAUGUUAGGACACUACCUCAAUCAUCAACGUACCCACAUACAGGCUCCCAAAUCUCUAUUUAACGAAUUAGAAGAAAUCCAGAAAAAGUCCUUUAAAUGUGAGAUUUGUGGACGGAAUUAUUCCCGUGCAUCAGCACUAGAUGCCCACCGACGUGGCCACGAAGAAAAGUUGUUCAAAUGCCAAUUCAGGACUUCAAAACCCAGGACUGUUACCGUUACCGAUAAGCCAGAAACCAAGGUGGUUCAAAAGCCGACUAGUCCUACUCUUGAAAAGCAUUUCAGAUGUGUUUGUGGGAAGACCUUUACUGCUUUGAUGGGUUUGAAGACACACCAGCGGUUCAGCCAAAAUUUUAAAUGCUUUACACAAGAAAGGAAUGGACAGCUGAGGAAAAAUGUCUUUUACUGUCUGGAAUGCAGGAAGGUAUUCCAUGGCCAUAUUGCCUGGUACAACCAUGAGAAAUGGCAUGAAACCCAUAAGCAAGAUUCUACAGAGCGGUUUUCAUGUGAGACGUGUGGGAAAGUGUUCAUGACCCAGACGUUCUACUACAGACAUCAGCGCAUGGCUCACAGUGGCAGUGCUCCAACAAAAUCUUUUGUCCAUCAAGUGGACCAGCUUAAGAAGAAGGCAUUUGAAUGUUCAGACUGUGGCCUCAAGUUCUCCAGACUGUCAGCGCUUCACUCUCAUGAGCUUCAGCACACCAGUGCUUUUGGAGAGACUGAUAAAUUUGCAAUGCAACAAUCUCCCCUGCUCAAUGAGAAGGAAACUUUGGAAAGAAAACAGGAAGUAACUCAUCAGUCGAGUCAUCAUGUUCUGGCAGAGAAUGUGCCUCACGAUAUUACGUCUGAAAGAGACCCAAAUGAAAAUGAGCCUGAAGAAGGUGCAAUGGAAAGUUAUGAACCUGGGGACUUUAAUGUCCUGGUGAUCAGUGCAAGUGAAUCAGAAGACGAAGCCAUCCAAGACAUCAACCCCAACCUCGAUUCAGGAUGCGGAUCUGACCACGAGGGAAGAGACAACGUUCCAGACAGUAAUGUUGUUUCAAAACCAGAGCUUGACUUGAAAAUUGUACAGGUUGAGUUUGAGCCAACCAGGGAACAGCGACCUCCAGCACAGGCAGCAGCUGAAUGCAACGAAGCCAAAGAAAAAUUUUAUUGUGCAGAAUGUUACCGGUGGUUUACUAGUGAGGCAUCACUGCGGUCACACGUAGUCUGGCACAAGUAUCGUAAGAGGAGACUUCAGAUGAAAGGUCAGUCAGUAGAUGUUUAUACAUGUAACAAUGAAGCUCGUACUUUUGCAGCUGGUCAUGUUAUAGAAUAUGAGAAUGAUACUAACCAAGAAUUAAACCAGGCAGAGUUAUUAGAGCAGAAAUCUCUGACAUGUGACAUAUGUGGUACCAAUAUUUGUCAUUUGUCCCAUCAAGGUGAUAAACAAUUACUGUGCCAAAAUUGUGAGACGUCUGGUUUGAUAAACCUCACCAGCGUCUGCUCAGACCAGCCAACAGAGAGCAUUUUGACGACAACAAAACUAUAUAAUCCCAAAAAAACUCUUUUAGGCCCCAAGAUUUACCAUUGUGAGCAAUGUGGGAAAGGUUUUUGGUCUUUAGGAGCUUUCUCGCAUCAUAAGCAAAGUCCAAGUCAGUGUGUAGAUGUGAGGCUUAGAACUGGUGUUGCACAGCCGUUACAUCGUGGACGUUCACGCUCCAGCAUAAAUGUUGCUUGCCCUGUGUGCGGUAGAAAGUUCAGACAUAAGGGAAUUAUGACGUUGCACAUGCGUACCCAUGAAAAUGGAAAUCAUGAGUGUGAGUUCUGCAACAGAUCUUUCCGUCUUUUUUCUAGUCUUAUCAGACAUCAAGUUGUGCAUAGUGAACUCCUCCCGCCACCGAGUAAGUCUUUCCAACAUCAGGUAGAGCAGCUGAAAAAGAAUGCGUACAGCUGCCCUGACUGCGGGAAGCUUUUUUCCCGCGCCAAAGCACUUAAGUUCCAUAUGAAGUAUCACGGAAAGGAGAGUGGGCAUUCGCCCUCACCACCGAGGUCAAAUGUUAGUCAGGAGGACCUUCAAUGUGUCGCAUGCCUCAAACAUUUCAGCAACAAGGCCUCAUUGCGGACGCACACAAAGUUGUGCAUUAAAACAGAGCAUUCUAGAUUGGUUUGUAAAACAGAAAACCUAAAUAAUAAUGAGUCAGUGAAAUUGUCUAAAGUAAACUUGCAAGACGGCACGGUCAAGUUAUCACCUAAUUUAGGUCAUGAAAUUAAUUACGCGCAUUUGGAAAAUUCAAAUGUUGCGUGUGGCAUAGAAAACACCAGUGAUUUGAAAUACAAAUGCAACAAGUGUGAAAAAAGAUUUUCAAUUGUUGGAGCUUUGAACUUGCAUAAAAGAGUUCACGCAAAGGGAUACAAAAAAGUAGCUAAAGCUACUUUGUCCGCAGCGCCAAGCGAGGAAGAGUUGAGGAAAGAUUAUCCCUUUCCCUGCUCAGAAUGUGGGAAGCGAUUUUUGUCUAACUCUGCUCUCGGCUCUCAUAAACGUUGGCACAGAAACGAUAGACUUUCCUCUUUUAAAGAAGAACUUUCCGAUAGCCAUUUGGCUGAUCAUCCAAUGUCCGCACUGCAGCAUGAACCUGAAGUAGGACCGCAGAGUGAAUCCUUAAACUUUAGUACAGAAGGCUCUUCUUUAGCAGAACAUAGUGACACCUCUGAAGCUGGAGAUGCUCAGAAGCUGAUUGCUAAAAAUUACCAUUGUCCCCUCUGCUCGGAACGCUUUUCCAAAGCUAUGGACCUUCGUGCCCAUACAUGGCAAGCCCACUCCAACAGUACCGAAGACAUACAACAGAGUGACUUGGGCGCUCAAAACACACGAGUGGUCAGAGUCUGUGAAAUAAAGCCUGAAAAUGUUUCCACACAAAUAAGCAAAGUCUAUGCAUCGCCUCUGAAUGUCCCAAAUCAUGACUGUGGAAAUAAGCGUGAAGGUACUGCCACACUUCCUGACCGUAAAUUAUGUUCAGGGUCUAAAGUUAUGGUGCAAUCUCUCGAGACCUUAGCUGAGGUCUCACCUAACUUUAGUUGCCUUCCAGAGCCAAUGGUCAAAUGCCUUUUCAAGUGCGGAAAAUGCGGCAAGGCCUUCCAGACUGAGGGGCAGUUAGAAACACACAAGAGUAAGGCAAAGAGUCGCCCUUUUGGUUGCGCCUUGUGCUGCAAUGGCUUUUUAACAGAGAAUCAACUAAAUCAACACCUAGCGUGGCACGAUCAGAUUCGAUUUCGGCUUCCUAAUGAGGUUCGCUUUCGCCUUAGCGCUGCUUUGAGCGCAAAGUCUGUCAAACCAGCAGGGAAGACUUUUUCUCCUGACGGGCCAAACCAACCUGCUCUGAAGCAAGAGAGCCAGUCAGUCAGUAAAAGCAUGCCUGUUAAAAAACCCUUUCAAACGUCGUCCGUGUUAGAAACCCACAAUUGCUUGCAUUGUAAAAAUGCUGUGUGUGCUUGCACUGACCCUUCUGUUACCACCAACGACUUAACGGCACUUUCUAAACAUGGCCAAGCGUCUGUUGAUGAUAGCAGAUGGCAAACUGAUGGCCCUGCUGCUGUUUUAUCAGGACAUACAGAUGCACUUACUUGUCUUGAAUGUGGAGCUACUUUUAAUCAGGAAACUGAUUUGCACCAGCACUAUACGAAACAUGCGCAAGGCAUGUAUUAAAAUGUUUACAUGUAAAGCUUAAGAGGCCUGCUAUUUGUUUUGUUGAUUGCUUACGUCACUAUAUUGGACUGAUUAUCUGUUGGUUCUCCCUGGCUUUCAUCUACACUGGAUUAGUAUUUUGUAAAUGUUACCAAUACCACCUCGUAUAACCUUUUUAAGACCUUCUACAUACUCAGAACGUUGCGGUCUUUUUUUUUUUUUUUAUACACACUAUACUAAAUUUCAGAGUUGGAGCAAAUAGAUGUAUCUAUAAUUAAUACUUGUGCGCUUUUCUGUUUAAGGUUGGGAAAUAAUGAUUUUCAACCGUAUUUUUCUGCUGUCAUUUACAAUGUUGAAACAUUGUCUCCAAUGCUACAUUGGCAAAGGGACCCCAAUGUUUACACUGUUCAUUCAGAAAAAAACUGACCUAUCGUUUGCAGAUUGUCAGUCAAAUGUACAUUAUGUACAUGUUGUUUUUGCAUGGAUAGACUACAAAGCACCAUCCCUAUUUUUUAUUUCCAUGUUGUGGCAUAGGUAUUUAUUGAUUAGAUGAAAAUGUGCUACUUGUAUUAAUUUGGAGUUGCCCUUAGUUGCUUAUUCGCUUAUUUGGGGGAAAUAUCUGUGGGAUAAAUAUAAAUGAAGCUAUUUUUUUUUCCCCAAAGGGUGACUCACAUGCCGUUGCCUAUGUUUACAUGCUGUUUCUGAAGCUAUAAUAAAGGGAACUGUUGUAGUCUGAUGUAGUGGCUUGUGUAAUGAAUUCACACCACUUCACACUAAAGCUGUGUGUGAUAUGUAAAAGCAUUUGUUUAAUAAUAUCAGUGACAAUUUGUUAAAUAUUUCUAUUAGCUCAGUGACGCUAACCUUCCAGUUGCAUGUCUCUUGCUGAGAUUAUUUUUGUACUGUAAUACAUUUUAUUACGUUUGAGCUGACCUUCCUUCUUGGUUACCUCACAACAACAUAUUUCUGUAUAUUCUUGUUGGGGGCGGAAAUAUUUUGAGGAGGAAAAUAUAUCUGCUUAGGCUGCAUUGCAGUGGCUAGUCUCAUAGCAAGUCGAAGGUCAACAAGACAACAUAGCUAAAUUGAAAGUCAAAUGUCAUUUAGAUUUUUUGUUAGAAAACAAAGAGGUGAAGACCAUGAUAAAAUAACCAUUAAGUCCACAAUUGCUCGAGGGUGAUUUAGCAGAAGUUAAAAAUCUGAUGACUAACACAAAUCUAACAUCUAUGAGCGAAGAGAUAUCAGCUGCAACUAAAUGUGCGUAAUCGCCUCCUUUUCUCACCUUUUAUGAAAACUUUACAAAAUGCUUUUAAAAUGCCUUCUUUAACCGUGAAUUUCC